AUGAGAACUACUUUAGUAAAGCUUCAAGCUGAUUUGGAAAAUUGCACAGAUUUAAAACCUUUGGAUCAUGAGGAAUAUCCUCAUGAUUACGGAUUUAAAUUUAUUUGCAAUAAAUGUCGAUAUGAACAUCCAAAAGAAAUAAUUAUAAAUAGAUUUGAUAGAAUAGCUGUACAGCUUAAAAGUCAAAUAAAAAGAACUGCUAAUUUUUUCACUUAUUGUAAGGAUUGUCAUAAUGAGAUAUUCAUUAUAAUUACCCUUGCCGAACCAGUUACUGCCGAAUCAAAAGAUACCGAAGAUGAAGAUAAUUUUAUACCGAUUAUUGAAGUUCAUAGUCAUGGCUGUAGAAUAAAGGAGUUUAUUUUAGAAGAUCAAUUCCAAUGCACUUCAUCAGCUGGUAAUAUAAUAGAAGGUGUUGAUUUACGAGCCAACGACUGGUCAGAAUUCGAUGAAGAAGGUAACAUUCCUGUUACUAUAACAAAUGCCAAGUUCCAAUUAGAGGAAUUACCUGGUAAUGGUCAAGUGACCACUUUAUAA
Messenger RNA from Yamadazyma jaroonii, 534 nucleotides. The record is from the annotation of a GenBank genome assembly. NCBI's taxonomy places the organism in Eukaryota, Fungi, Ascomycota, Pichiomycetes, Serinales, Debaryomycetaceae.